Messenger RNA from Arabidopsis arenosa, 1942 nucleotides. The record is from the annotation of a GenBank genome assembly. Lineage: Eukaryota; Viridiplantae; Streptophyta; Magnoliopsida; Brassicales; Brassicaceae.
UCACAAAUCUCCAACAUAGAGCUUCUCACAGUGAAGCAAAAAAUGGAGUCUCUUCGGCGAUUCUCCUUUGUAUCCUUCAUUGCUCUUCUUGCCUACUUCGCUUUCCUCGCUUCCGCUGAACAUCAUGUCCAACAAUUCGUGAUCCAACCGCGACCAGUGAAGAGGCUGUGCAGAACUCACCAAAGCAUCACUGUGAACGGUCAAUUCCCUGGUCCAACGCUUAUAGUCAGGAACGGUGACUCUCUCGCAAUCACUGUCAUCAACAGAGCCCGUUACAACAUUAGUAUUCAUUGGCAUGGAAUCAGACAGCUGAGGAAUCCGUGGGCUGAUGGUCCAGAGUACAUAACACAAUGCCCGAUCCGUCCAGGGCAAAGUUACACUUACAGAUUCAAAAUCGAGGACCAAGAGGGUACGCUUUGGUGGCACGCUCAUAGCCGCUGGCUCAGAGCCACCGUCUAUGGUGCUCUAAUCAUUUACCCUCGUCUUGGUUCUCCUUAUCCCUUCUCUAUGCCCAAACGUGACAUUCCAAUUCUUCUUGGGGAAUGGUGGGAUAGAAACCCAAUGGACGUUUUGAGGCAAGCACAAUUCACGGGUGCAGCACCUAAUGUAUCUGACGCUUACACAAUCAACGGUCAACCAGGGGAUCUUUACCGCUGUUCGCGGGCCGGGACAAUCCGUUUUCCAAUUUUUCCCGGGGAGACGGUGCAACUCCGUGUCAUCAACGCUGCUAUGAACCAAGAGCUUUUCUUCUCAGUCGCCAACCACCAGUUCACAGUCGUUGAAACUGAUUCCGCCUACACGAAACCAUUCACCACAAGUGUCAUUAUGAUCGGUCCCGGUCAAACCACUAACGUCCUCCUCACGGCAAAUCAGCGACCGGGUCGUUAUUACAUGGCAGCUCGAGCCUACAACAGCGCAAACGCUCCUUUUGACAACACAACCACAACCGCUAUCUUACAAUACGUCAACGCUCCAACUCGACGCGGUCGUGGUCGUGGUCAGAUCGCUCCAGUUUUCCCGGUCCUUCCCGGUUUCAAUGACACCGCAACAGCAACCGCUUUCACCAACCGUCUACGGUACUGGAAACGAGCUCAAGUACCACAACAAGUCGACGAGAACCUCUUUUUCACCGUCGGAUUAGGACUAAUCAACUGCUCCAACCCAAACAGUCCGCGUUGCCAGGGUCCUAACGGGACCCGGUUCGCGGCAAGUAUGAACAACAUGUCCUUUGUGCUACCACGAAGUAACUCCGUCAUGCAAGCUUACUACCAAGGCACGCCCGGAAUCUUCACGACAGAUUUUCCACCCGUUCCACCGGUGCAAUUCGAUUACACCGGUAACGUUAGCCGCGGGUUAUGGCAGCCCAUAAAAGGAACCAAAGCUUACAAGCUUAAGUACAAAGCUAAUGUUCAGAUUGUGUUACAAGACACAAGCAUUGUCACGCCUGAGAAUCAUCCCAUGCAUUUACACGGGUACCAAUUUUACGUGAUCGGGUCAGGUUUUGGAAAUUUCAACCCGAGAACAGACCCGGCUAGGUUUAACUUAUUUGACCCACCAGAGAGGAACACCAUUGGAACACCUCCAGGUGGUUGGGUGGCAAUCCGGUUCGUCGCUGAUAAUCCAGGAGCAUGGUUUAUGCAUUGUCACAUUGAUUCACAUUUGGGAUGGGGUUUGGCUAUGGUUUUCUUGGUCGAGAAUGGUCGUGGACGGUUGCAGUCGGUGCAGGCUCCACCGUUGGAUCUUCCAAGAUGCUAAUAAAAAUCUUCUACCGUUGGAUCUAAAGGAUUUAUGGGGUUUCGUUUUUUGUUCUUGUUUUUAAUCAAAAAAAGACUUUGUUAGUCUUGAUAUGUUAAAGAUGGACAACUGCUCUAUUGAAAGUGGUUCAACCUUUGUUUUCGAUGUACUUUUGUUAUUUUCCUCGUAAUAGAGUGAGUGUUGUGAU